UCGAUUUUUGACAAUCGCGUUUGAGUGGACAAUUUCGGUACCUUUUAUCAGUGCUUUCGCUUUGAAUCCCUAAUAGAAUCGUGUGUAACCUUAUCCAUCGAGUGUAAUAGCCCCGCAGUAGAUACAAAUCGAACUAAUAUAGCUAUCAUUAGACGAGCAUGGCAGAAGGUACGUACGAAUACGAAUGCAUGCGGGCAGAACUGCUGGGAAUUGAAAAACCCAGCCGUGAAGAAUUUGAAGAGAAGAUGAGACUCCAAAAGGAAGCGGAGCAGGAAGAGCAACUGACCGAACAAUUGAAGGAGGUUGACCUGAACGAUGAGCAAAUGCAAGGUGCAGCCGGUAAAAUGGAUGAACUAAAUAACAUACUCUCAAUCACCCAGCAGCGAAUAAACAAGUUUAAGACGGCUUGUGGCAGCUUAACAAACCUGCUGAAGUUCCGGCCCGGCACACCAAGUGAAGGCAAUUCCGCGAAUGAUUCCACCAAUGGAGCAGAUUCGAAUGAUAUAAACUCCGCAUUGGAUGCACUGGAUACCAUGAAAGAUGUGGAGAACGCCAGUGAUGCCAAGGUUGCCAAGACCGCAGCGAUGGAUCUCGGUCAAAAAAUGACCUGUCAGUUGGAUAAACUCGACUCCUUGCUGAACAAGGCGGACAAUGCCACGUACUCAAUGAAACACCAAACAGAUCAAAUGAAAAAGAUUGCUAAGUAAAAACGUAAGCUUCAACACUAUGCCAAACACAAAACAAAACUUCUACUCUUAACAAUGCAAUGCGCUUAUGUAAAUCUAACUCUCUCUUUCAUAUUGGCUGUUUUAAUCAGAAAUGACUCAAUCAAAAGUCUGCUUAGUGUUUACCCAGUAUUAUUUAGCUUAUAAGCAGACUUGACUAGAUUCAAAAUCAAGUUAGUGCUUUUGUGAACACAUCUUGCGAAUAAAACAUCUAUCGUUUGUUUAUUGCUGUCUUCCAAAUAGAGCAACUAAUACCAUUAGUUUGAUGAGCACAAUAAUGAAAGUGGUACCUAUAAUGGAAUUUACGUAAACUCUUGGAAUCUAUGUAGAAGGAAAAUAAUAACGUUGGAAGAGUGAUACAACUCCGAAUCAGUAUGUGAUAAUAGUUUGCACCACACGAGUACAUUGUAUUGUACGAAAAAUCAAAAGACAGUUGAACGAAAUUACAAACAUUUUUCUCAAGUUUUUUGUAGUUUCUUAUAAGUAGUGCUACGUGUUGAUGUUGUCGUUGUUUUAAGCUGCAUAUGAAAUAAAACAAUAUAAUUAUACAUAACAACGAAUAUAUGAAUAGCGGAAGAUUUACAUAUGGGAAAUAAACAAUCCUUAUUGAAAAUA
Molecule: messenger RNA, 1340 nt
Organism: Armigeres subalbatus
Lineage: Eukaryota; Metazoa; Arthropoda; Insecta; Diptera; Culicidae
Exons: 3
Coding region: 159-707 (182 amino acids)
Source: RefSeq, a predicted model, not a curated record